Argentina anserina (silverweed cinquefoil) is the source of this 978-nucleotide messenger RNA. Its product is annotated as NAD(P)H-quinone oxidoreductase subunit N, chloroplastic. The transcript has 4 exons. NCBI's taxonomy places the organism in Eukaryota, Viridiplantae, Streptophyta, Magnoliopsida, Rosales, Rosaceae. Gene Ontology annotation, cellular component: membrane. The record is from RefSeq and is a predicted model, not a curated record. Bases 108 to 779 code for a protein of 223 amino acids. Gene Ontology annotation, molecular function: oxidoreductase activity, acting on NAD(P)H, quinone or similar compound as acceptor.
GUCCCAACAUUGGCAUUAAUCUAAUUUCCACUCGAUUCCCUCUAAUGGUUCCUCCUCCCACCAUCACUAUCUUCCAUUCUACUUAGGAGCUUGCUGCAAAAACAAAAAUGGCGACGGCAGCAAAUUGCUUAAGGCAUGGAGCUGUGCCAGUCUCGGCCAACCUCCAGCACCAGCAGCCUCGAAGAGCCAACUGCAUGGUAAACAUGGCUGGAAACAGAAAUAUGAUGCUGAUGAGUGGACAUGGCAAAUCAUCCAAGAGGAGUGGGAUGGUAACAAGCGCAGGCAGGGAGAUAGCUGAUUUCAUAGGAGGGGAUUUGGUGAGAUUUGAUCUAGGACAAUGGCUAUCCGAUGUGGAAGAGCAUAAGGCCCUCGCAGUCUACUCGCCUCACGAGGGAGGCUACGAGGGCCGCUACCUUAACCGGUUGACAUACCAGGGUUACUAUUUUCUGGACCUCAGCGCCCGAGGUCUUGGUGAUCCUGAGACUACUCUCACCAAGGUUCAUCCAGUUUGCCCGCCACAUUUAGGGAAGCAGCCGAUAGCGAGAUGGUACUUUCCACCAGAGGUUGACUACAGGCUUGCUGCGCUGCCUCCGAAAGCCAAAGGCCUUGUGGUCUGGAUUCUUGAAGCCAAGGUUCUGUCAAAGGCAGAAUUGCAGUUUCUUGCUCUCCUUCCAACCCUCCGCCCCAAAGUCAGGGUCAUUGCUGAAUGUGGAAACUGGAGAAGAUUCAUGUGGAAGCCCCUCAAGGAGAUUUCGGGACUAACCGAAAUGCAGGAAUGAAAACAGUAGCGAAGUCAGACGAUUCAAGUCGCUUACCCCUUAAGACCUCUAAGCUAUUUGUGGAAGCCAAUCUAUGAACAAGAAACAAGCUAGAAGUUUUAUUAUCACAGUUGUUUUUGCAGGGCUGCAGUAUUCCUGAUAUAAUGUCAAAGUACAGAGUAGUUUUCCUAUACACAUGUAAUUAAAUUGAUUCAGUCCA